This is a messenger RNA of Dreissena polymorpha, 4192 nucleotides long. RefSeq lists its product as uncharacterized. The record is from RefSeq and is a predicted model, not a curated record. Gene Ontology annotation, biological process: axoneme assembly. NCBI's taxonomy places the organism in Eukaryota, Metazoa, Mollusca, Bivalvia, Myida, Dreissenidae. The transcript is spliced from 5 exons. The coding region runs from base 1 to 723 and encodes 240 amino acids.
AUGACUGAGGACGGGCAGCGUAUCAGUGUGGACAUCAACCUCCGCCUGAUAAGCCCUCUUCCGGGCCAGUCGGGCGCUAGGUCACCGCCGCACCACCAACAUCAGCUGGCGCUGGUGCCCAUUCAAGACACACAUCCGCCUGGUGAUCACCGUGGUUACGGGGUCCCCGAACAGAUGCAGGACAAGAACAUGCAAUAUGACUACGGCUACCAGGAUGUAAAACAGGCUUUGGUACCAUACCAUGGAGAGCCAAGAUUAACGCAAGAGGAACUAGAACUUGCCGACCCAUCUGGAUACUCCAAGAGAUUCAACUUUUAUAAAGAUGACGAGAUCUCAAACACUGAGCUGAAGUCCCUGGAGGAAGGUUACGCCGCACUAUAUCACAAAAUAAAGACAAAAGACCCAAGCGAGCACCCCUGGUAUAAAGUCUACAACAUUAACGACUACAAGAAGAUGCAGCGGGAGGUGCGACUGAAUAGAGGGACCCUGGGCCCGGACCUUGAUACUGAGUCUUACAAAGAUAAGAUGGAGAAACGGCACAAACAAUUUGAGUAUGCUCGCAUGGUAAUGGAGAAGAAUCGCCAGGAGUUGGGCGUGAAAAAACCUCCAAAGUUUCCUAAGCAGCCUGAAAAACAGGGAGAGGAGGGCGUCAAGAGGAAAACGGCACUAGAGUAUGCAAAGAAUGUGCCCAAACCUCAGACCAAGCCGAGACCGAGCCAGUAGAACUCCUACGAGGUGGCAGCCCAGUUGACCCCUGGAAGUCCCGGCAGAAAGGGAAUGAACUUGUCCAAGAACGCUACCCCCCAGGGGUCGACGCAAACCAUGGAUGUGAUUGACAUUCACACCCUGGAGCAACGCCACCUUCAGGAAAGACGGACGGCGGAUAAAAUACGUCAGAACAUGGAUAGUGUGCUCACGCAAAAGGCCCAUUAAAGCCAUUAGAAAAAUAAUUGUGUCUUGCUCUUUGAAAAUGGAGCAUAAUUCAUUUGCGUAAAGUGCCCUCCCAGAUUAGCACAUGUAGUCUGCAUAGGCAAUCAGGGACAGCACUUUCUGUUCUAAUUUGAUUUAGGGACAGCACUUUCUGUUCUAAUUUGAUUUAGGGACAGCACUUUCUGUUCUAAUUUGAUUUAGGGACAGCACUUUCUGUUCUAAUUUGAUUUAAGGACAGCACUUUCUGUUCUAAUUUGAUUUAGGGACAGCACUUUCUGUUCUUAUUUGAUUUAGGGACAGCACUUUCUGUUCUAACUUGAUUUAGGGAUAGCACUUUCUGUUCUAAUUUGAUUUAGGGACAGCACUUUCUGUUCUAAUUUGAUUUAGGGACAGCACUUUCUGUUCUUAUUUGAUUUAGGGACAGCACUUUCUGUUCUAAUUUGAUUUAGGGACAGCACUUUCUGUUCUUAUUUGAUUUAGGGACAGCACUUUCUGUUCUUAUUUGAUUUAGGGACAGCACUUUCUGUUCUAAUUUGAUUUAGGGACAGCACUUUCUGUUCUAAUUUGAUUUAAGGACAGCACUUUCUGUUCUAAUUUGAUUAAUGGUUAGAAGAGACCUCCUUUAAAAUUCCAUGAGAAGAGAAAGUGUCGUCCCUAAUUAGCCUGUGCAGACUGAAUAGGCUAAUCUUGGAUGAUACUUUUACGCACAUGCAUCAAGUCCAGGUUUCCUGAAACGAGGCUCAAUUUGAAGUGUCUUUAGACAAAAUUUAUCUUUAUUUUCAAAUCUGUUUAUUUCAUGUAUUGUAUUUACCAAGAACAUACUUAUAUCAAAAUAUGCAGAUCUGUAAAUAUUGUGGUAAAAUACAAUGCAUAACAUUCGCACUUAAAGUCUUAAGUGAAAAUAUUGUAUCAUUAUUUUAGACUUUUCAGAUAUGUUGUAAAAUACAUGCCCUAGGACUGUAUUGAUGGAAUAUUGUAUAAACAAAUGUAACUAAUGAUGUAUUGACAGAAAUAGAGAAAUACAUUUUCUUUGUUAAGACAACUACCUGUUGAUUUUUCACAGAGCAUAAACCUAAACCACAAGAAUUAAAUAAAAAAAUCUUGCUGAAGACUUUCAUAUAUUUUUAAAAUUUAAUUUAACUUUUCCUUAUUAACUUUGAGAAUAGAGACACUGAUGUCCAUGUUUUCACAGUGAUAUUUGUAUAGUUGUGCAUCACACAUUAAAUAAAUAGUUGUAAGGAAUGUGUAUAUAUUUGAUAUUAUUUUAUACUGUGCAUGUAUGAUGUAAAAAGAAACAUCAAUGUAUGGUGAAAAACUUUGUAAAUACAUAAAGGUGUUAAGAAAUAGAAGUGUUUUUUGUAUAGAUUCAUGUGCAAGUAGACUGUGAUAUUUUCAGAUUGGAAUCGGUUUUUUGUAUUUAUAAUAUUUACAUUUUAUGUCGCUGAAAGUCUGGUGAUGAACAUAAAUAUUAUGCUUAGCAUGUAAAUAUGGCUGCUCAAAUUCGAUAUUUAUCUUCUCUUUUUUUAUCACUGACAGAUUUUCAUGUUUAUAUUAUAUUUCUUACAAUGUGCUGUUGGAAGUUUUAAGUUUAUCAUUUUUUUGUAAGUUUUUGUUAAGAUUGGAUAGAUUAUUUAUUAAGUAUAUGCCUAUUUUAUUGAAAUGUUUGUUUAAGAAAGUUCAUGCUAUUUGACUGCACAUAUAUUAAUUGUUGUAUUUAAUUGUUAUUCUAGCAUACAUUUUAGUUUCAUUUUUAUUCCAAACAUUUUUUUUGUAAAAACAUUUUCAUUUUUUUAAACAUUUUGUUUAACGCUGAAACAGCAAAAAAAACAUAGUCAUUUAAACUAUUUAUUGGUAUUUAGACCCAUUCAUGUAAUUGUUAUGUGUGCUUAAAUAAGAAAAUAAUUAUACCCGUUUACGGAUCCUUUUAAUUACUUUUAUUUUGCCGCAUUCUUAAUUGUAAACUAACUUUUUCUUCAGCAAAUUACCGUGCCAGUCACUUGUUUUCAUAGUGUAUUACCUAAUUACUAACCAAGAAAAAUUAAGUGACACAUUGGUGCAAAUUAGUUAUUUUUAUAUUAUAUGAGAUCUUAACCUAAUUAAAAACGAUACAUUAGACAACAAUACAUCAAAGGUUAUUUUCUAAAUAUAAACAAAAUAUAUUAUGUACAUAAUUGAUCAUAUAGUUCUUUUUUUAUGAAUUGCUAAGGAGUUAAUAUUCAUGUAAUUGUCUUGUUUAAUUUGCUAUUCACUCUUAAAAUCAUUUGUUCAUUUACUUCCUGUAUUAUUGCAUGUUUUUCUAAAACUUCUCUAUUUCUAUCCCAUUAUUUGUAUCCUUCGCUGUCAUUUUGCAGUUUAUUUGUCAUUAGAGGAUUUCAUAUACAAAUUCUUUAGUUUUAAUAUAUUCUACAUAUCCGCUAUUUUUCCAAACUGUCCUUUUACAAUAAUAAACAUGUGUAGAUGCUACAAAGGUCAACAAAGCUAUGGAAGCCAAAAUGUUCAGUAUUGUUUACAAAUCAAAGUCAAUCUUUAUUUUAGUUAUUUAUUAAACAUGCUUACUGGUAACAUAGAGUCUUAGAACAUAAAACAUAGAGCCAUUGGUCCUCUACAAGGUCACAUGGUUGUUGUUUUUAUCUAAAUCAGGCCUUUUAGCUAUCUUUAUAGAUCACAUGUUAUGGAAACUCAUCGGACUAAGUUUUUGUUUUUAGUUUUGUUUUUGUUACAAUAUCUUUAAACCUCUAUGUGAACUGUUUAAAGAAUUAAAACCAUAUGUUUUUUCUAUGAAAUACAUAACACAUUUAAUAGCGAAUUAGAGCAUAUGUAAUUAAUUAUAUUGUGUGUAAAUGACCUUAAAUCAAGAGUUUAAAUUAAGUAAAUUUUUAUUUAAAAAACGUCCACUAUUUGUAAUAUAUUCAUUUAUUUUGUGUGUGUAGAUCAUUAAUUUAUUAAAACAGGUUUGGCAUGAAUUGUUAUCAAUUAAGAUUAUACACUAUUCGUAACACAUUCAUUUAUUUUGUGUGUGUAGAUUAUUAAAUUUAUUAAAACAGGUAUGGCAUGAAUUGUUAUCAAUUACGAUUAUAAAACUGUUCAUCACGUUUAGGAAGUGAUACAUGCUUACGCUGACUUGUUGUUUUUCAUGCAUGUAGUAUCCCAUUUGUUGUCUGAUUGUGUUGGGCAAUCCGUAAAAUAUGAAAUGCGUGUUUAAUUCAUAUGUAAACUCAUUCGAAAACAUGCUUUGUGAUAUAAAACAAACACAUAUCACCAG